Neurospora hispaniola is the source of this 2067-nucleotide messenger RNA. Its product is annotated as pre-mRNA processing factor 3-domain-containing protein. The record is from RefSeq and is a predicted model, not a curated record. Gene Ontology annotation, cellular component: U4/U6 x U5 tri-snRNP complex. The transcript has a single exon. NCBI's taxonomy places the organism in Eukaryota, Fungi, Ascomycota, Sordariomycetes, Sordariales, Sordariaceae. The coding region runs from base 449 to 1918 and encodes 489 amino acids. Gene Ontology annotation, biological process: mRNA splicing, via spliceosome.
AGUGCAGUCAGCAGUGGCCUUCACCACAUUCAAUCAAUUCGCUUUCAGGCAUUCCACUGGGUUCCUUGUCGUGAGGUCUGUCGCUAUCGUCACUGCAAACUACCACGUCUUGUUUUGUUUCCUCGACCUCAUUUUCCAAAUCUACACCUAUACUUUCCAUCACGACGGGACCUCGACGGAUCUCAACCAUCAGGGCCGGGACCUGACUAGGACAGGAAUCUGACAUCGAUAUUGCGAACCACAUUCAUCCACCUGAGAAUUGGUACCCAUUACACUACCUGAAGCGCGGCGCCAUUCGCCAUAGUAAACUCGAUCUAGUGUAGCUUCCAACUCCCGACCUUCGCGCCUUGUCACCACAUCCCGGCAACUUUACAAAGAACCUCGACCUCUUCCUGUAUCACUCGACAAACCGACUCUUCCUACUAGACAGCCCGCAUUUCACAUCAACAUGGAUCGAGGACAGCCAAGCGGGCUUGGCCCCCGCCAUGACGCGACUUCACGAGUUCAGAAACCCGAGUCCGCCGCCGAUCGCAUGGCCGCACUCAAGGCUCGUGUCGCCGCAGCAGUCGGAGGCUCCAAAGCAAAGGGCGGCUUGAACACACCACUGCAUCCUGCCCUCGCAGACCUCGGCGCGCCCAUCAAACCCGGAGAUUCCCUCGCGGCCGCCGCAGCAGGUCGUCGAGCCGCCCAGAAAGUUGCAGAAUCAUUCAACAGAAAGGAGCACCGAACACCUUCGGCAACAACAACAGGCCAGCCCCGAGCCAAUCCUUACCUAGACACCAGCAGCCAUGGACCACAAGGCAAGCCCAAAGAGCCACGACAGCUCAUCUUCAACCAGAAGGGCAAGUACAUUGCCCAGGCGAAUGCGCUACGGAGACAAGCCGCCUUGGAGGAAAUGAAGAGGAGGAUUGCGGAGCAGGCCAGGAAAGCAGGACUGGACGAAGACCGAGACAUCGAGAAGGCCUUUGUCGUAGAGGCGCCCCCGGAUGUGGAAUGGUGGGAUCAGGGCCUCAUUGACGGCAAUGACUACAGCAACAUUCCCGACUCGAUAAAAGUCAACACUCCCGACAGCGUUGUCACCAUUUACAUUCAGCACCCAGUCGCCAUCGAGCCACCACAGGACAAGCUCGCCGCUGAGCCGAAACCCAUGUACCUUACGCCCAAGGAGCAACAGAAACUGCGUCGCCAACGCCGCAUGAUGGAGCUUAAGGAGAAGCAAGCCAAGAUCCGUCUCGGUCUGGAGCCGGCCCCGCCACCCAAGGUCAAGAAGUCGAACCUGAUGCGCGUGCUGGGCGAGGAAGCUGUCAAGGACCCGACGGCCGUCGAGGCGCGCGUCAACCGUGAGAUCCAGGAGCGCUUCGACAAGCACAUGCAAUCCAACGAGGAGCGCAAGCUCACAAAGGAGCAACGGCACGAAAAGCUCGCUCAAAACCAGCAAAAGGACGUACAAAAGGGCGUCCAUACGCUCGUCUUCAAGAUUGGUAGUCUAGCCAAUGGCAAGCACCGCUUCAAGAUUGGACAAAAUGCCCAACAGCACGCGCUCACGGGCACGUGUAUCAUGCACCCCAAGUUUUGCCUCGUGAUUGUAGAGGGCGGCGAGCACAGCGUCAACGCGUACAAGAAGCUAAUGAUGCGUCGCAUCGACUGGACCGAGAGCGUGCCCUCGCUUGAUAAGGAACCUAGCGCGUCCGGUGCGGCGGUGAGGGAGUGGCUGAAAGCGGAGGAUGAGCAAGGCAUGUUGAAGGACUUGUCGAAUAACAAGUGCCAACUCAUAUUUGAGGGCGAGUCCAAGACACAGUCAUUCAAGAAGUGGAGCAGCAAAGUGUGUGAGACGGACCAGGAGGCCAGAGAAUUUCUGUCUCAGAUGAAGAUGGAGAACUUUUGGACACAGGCGAAGAACACGCCGAGCCAUGUAUAACUGCGAUGUUGAAAAGGAUACAGUCUGCUUUUUUGCCAGUCGGAUGAUGGUCCGAUUUUGUUGGACGAAAAGAGAGAGGGCAUCAUACUUAGCUCCGCUAGACUAUGAAUAAAACAAAUAACACGAGUAACUUGAGAGUCUUGAACACG